AUCGACUCAUCCAUCACCAAAAAAAAAUAUGUCGAAGUGGCUUACUGUGCUCUGCACUGCCCUUGUGUGGUGUUGCUAUUUGUGCAGUAUCCCUGCUGCCACUUCUAUGGCAAAUAAUGAGACAGACAGAUUUGCAUUGCUGGCCUUCAAGGCUGCAAUUGUUCAAGACCCAUUUGGUGCACUCAGUUCCUGGAAUCAUUCACUCCACUACUGCCACUGGAACGGCAUUUUGUGUAGUCAACGACAUCCCGACAGAGUCAUUGGGAUAACUCUAAGGUCCCAAGGCCUGGUUGGAUCGCUCUCAACUCAUAUAGGAAACCUCUCCUUCCUUAAAAGCAUUAAUCUUCAAAACAAUAUCUUCCACGGCCCAAUCCCACAGGAGAUGGGUCGCUUGUUUCGGCUACAAACAAUAGAAUUUAGCACCAAUUCGUUUGGAGGUGGAAUACCAAACAACCUUUCCCGCUGCUCAAAACUCGAAUGGCUGAACUUGAUCGACAACAACCUAACCGGAAACAUUCCAGCUGAGUUGGGCUCUUUGUCAAGACUUGGAACUUUAGCCUUGCGUAAAAACAAGCUUUCAGGAACCAUCCCUCCUUUCAUUGGAAACCUCUCAUCCCUGUUCCAAAUUUCUUUCUCGGAAUGUAAUUUGCAUGGAGAGAUUCCGGCAGAAAUUGCCAGGCUUCGAGGCCUGAGAUUAGUCCUGUUAUCUGAGAAUAACCUAUCUGGCAAGGUUCCAUCUGGCCUUUACAAUAUCUCCACCAUCAUUUUGUUAGCAGUAACUAUUAACCAACUUGAAGGAAAUAUUCCUCCGGAUAUAGGCUCCACCCUUCCUAAUCUCAAGUUUCUUUAUUUUGGGGAAAAUUUGUUUACUGGAACACUUCCUAAUUCACUAUCAAACGCUUCGGAGCUUGAAGAAAUAUUUUUCCCUUCAAAUGAUUUCAGCGGGACAAUGCCGAGAGAUCUCGGAAAACUUCUGGGUCUUCAACGGAUAGUUGUUUAUAACAAUCGGUUGCAGGAUGACCUCACUUUUAUUUCGUCUCUAACAAAUUGCACCAGUUUACAAUAUAUUGAUGCGGGUAACAAUUCUUUUAGAGGUUCAUUGCCUGACUCCAUAGGUAAUCUCUCCACAUAUCUUAGUAUUAUAAAUUUGCAGAUUAAUCAAAUACAUGGAAGCAUUCCCUCAGGCAUCGGAAACCUCCUCAACCUCACUGUCUUAUCUAUGGCAGCAAAUAAUCUUGCUGGCCCUAUUCCAUCCUCCAUUGGCAGACUUCAACAGCUGCAUGCUCUGUACUUAGGCCUGAACAAAUUCACAAAACUUCCAUCUUCGCUUGGUAAUUUGACUUUGUUGAUUACUCUCAACUUGCAAGAAAACAACAUCCAUGGAAGCAUACCUCCAAGUUUGGGCAAUUGUCAUAGCUUGUUCGUAUUAUUCCUUGAUAAAAAUAAUUUCACUGGUUCAAUACCCCCUGAAAUUAUGAGUCUCUCCUCCAUUUCAGCAGCCCUCUCGUUGGCUCACAAUGCACUAACCGGUUCUCUUCCAUUGGAAGUAGGGUCUUUGACAAAUCUUGGAUACAUGGAUGUAUCUUAUAAUAAAUUAUCAGGACCCAUUCCAAACACUCUAAGGAAUUGUUUGAGCCUCGAAUGGCUUCACUUGGAGGCUAAUUCAUUUGAGGGAGAGAUACCUCAAAGUUUGAGAAUAUUGAGGGGCUUAAGAGUGUUGGAUCUUUCACGCAACAAUUUGUCGGGGCUAAUCCCAAGUUAUCUAGGUGAGCUUCAACUAGAUAUCUUGAAUUUGUCUUUUAAUAGGUUACAUGGACAAGUUCCAAUACAAGGAGUGUUUCAAAAUGGGAGUGCAAUUUCAAUUGUUGGAAAUAAUGGUCUAUGUGGAGGUAUUGCAAAAUUAGACCUUCCUCCUUGUGCAGCCUCCACAUUAAGCAAGAAUAAGCUAUCUCACAGGAUGAAAGUGAUCUUGGUGAUUGGUCUUGUGACAUUUUUAUCUUUUUUAGCGUGCUUCUUUAUAUUUCUUCGAUGGCGUCAUGUUUCAAAAAAUAAUGUGUCUUCCACACCAUCAGUCAAACAUCAAUUGUUGAGGGUUUCUUAUGCAGAACUUUUUAAAGCCACCAAUGGAUUCUCGGAGGCUAAUCUAAUUGGUGUUGGAGGCUAUGCUUCAGUUUACAAAGGGAUUCUUGAUCAAGUUCAGAUGGUUGUGGCAGUGAAAGUGCUCAAUCUUCAUAAUAGAGGAGCUUCUAAGAGCUUCAUGACAGAAUGCAAAGCACUAAGAGCAAUAAGGCAUCGAAAUCUAUUGAAAAUUUUGAGUGUUUGUUCUAGUGUGGAUUUCAAGGGUAAUGAAUUCAAAGCUUUGGUGUAUGAAUUUAUGACAAAUGGAAGCUUAGGCAAAUGGCUACAUCAAGUCGGAGUGGAAGACCAUGGGCGGCCAGAAGAACCUAGAUAUCUUAAACUAAUCCAAAGGCUGGACAUUUCCAUUGAUGUUGCCUCUGGACUUGGGUAUCUUCAUUGUGGUUGUGAGUCGACAAUUAUUCAUGGUGAUCUAAAGCCAAGUAAUAUUCUUUUGGAUGAUGAGAUGACGGCUCAUAUUGGAGAUUUUGGGUUAGCAAAAAUUAUUUCUACUGUUUCAAGUGAUGUGGCACGAGGUCAAAGCAAUUCAGCUGCGAUAAGGGGAACAAUAGGCUAUAUUGCUCCAGAGUAUGGCAUGGGGGACAUGGCUUCCACACUAGGGGAUGUAUACAGCUUUGGGAUUCUUUUAUUGGAGAUGUUUACAGGUAAGAGACCAACUGAUGAUAUGUUUAAUAAUUAUUUAAAUCUUCAUAACUUUGUUAAGAAUGAUUUGCCCGAUCGAGUGAUGGAGAUUGUGGAUCCCUGCAUUCUAUUGGAGCAUAACACAAAAAGGCAGAUUAAAGACUACAUGGUUUCCGUCCUACGAAUUGGGGUUGCAUGUUCAAUGGAAUCGCCAAGAGAUCGAAUGGAAAUGGAGAGUGUUAUUAGCGAACUGCGUAGGAUCAAAACUACUUACAUGAAUGAAGGGUUGAACCAAGACUAGGAAGUUGGAAGAGGUUGUACAACAUGAAAACCAAAGGUUACAUCCAAGGUCCUUCAAUAAUGGUUACCUCAACAGUAUGCUACUUCACAGAUAGUAGAAUACAAGGGGUGGCUUUAUGUUAUUGUUGCCUCAACAAUCUUUAAUCUAUUACUUGAAUAAGUAACAGACACUUUUCUCCUUUGGUUAGAUUGUAUUAUAUCAAAUAUGUGUUCAUGUGGGAUGUUAUGUUUCCCGCUAAGAUUGUGUGCUUGGGAUUACCAAUAUUUGUCCAUGUUAAGCUAUCAUUCCGUUGUAUCUUCACUUUUCCUUGAAAUUGCAUGUUCAUGUAUCAAAAAUUAUUUGUUUUGUAGCUUUGUUUGUGUUAGCUUUUUAUUCGUGGCAAUCCCAUUUGACAAAACUCAUUUCAAUUGUAAUUGUAUUCGAUCUUUUAUUUCAGUGAAGCUUUGAGUUUUAGAUGCGAAUCCAACCCGAA
Molecule: messenger RNA, 3530 nt
Organism: Camellia sinensis
Lineage: Eukaryota; Viridiplantae; Streptophyta; Magnoliopsida; Ericales; Theaceae
Source: RefSeq, a predicted model, not a curated record